Seriola dumerili (greater amberjack) is the source of this 573-nucleotide messenger RNA. Its product is annotated as 5-hydroxyisourate hydrolase-like. Gene Ontology annotation, biological process: purine nucleobase metabolic process. The transcript is spliced from 4 exons. The record is from RefSeq and is a predicted model, not a curated record. NCBI's taxonomy places the organism in Eukaryota, Metazoa, Chordata, Actinopteri, Carangiformes, Carangidae. The coding region runs from base 72 to 491 and encodes 139 amino acids. Gene Ontology annotation, molecular function: hydroxyisourate hydrolase activity.
GUCUGACGCUGUUUAACAAACCAUAAAAUCACAUUUAACACUGCUGACCCUGGUUUUAGUCAUCUGUGCACAUGAGUGCGAACAGGCUGCAGCAAAUAAAGGGUCAUAUUUUGCCUGGAAACAAGAGCACUGCAAUGGCUGGCUCACCUAGUCCUCUGACCACCCAUGUGCUGAACACUGCGAUGGGCGUCCCUGGAUCGAACAUGGCCCUCAGCCUCUAUCGACAAGACCCUUCCACAAACACUUGGAGAUUGAUGACCACUGGGACCACUAAUGAUGAUGGACGUUGCCCGGGACUCGUCACAAAAGAAGUGUUUACCUCUGGUGUGUACAAAAUGCAUUUUGAGACUGCUCAGUAUUGGGCGAGUAUGGGACAGACCUGCUUUUACCCCUAUAUUGAGAUUGUGUUCACUAUAAAUGACCCUGGCCAAAAGUACCACAUCCCUCUUCUUAUGAGUUGCUUCUCUUACAGUACGUACAGAGGAAGCUAGAGACCAAACAUGAUGGACUCCCGAGGCUACCUCCAUCUAUCAGCUGUCUAACACACCACAGGCAGUUGCAACUCCACCAGAA